GGGACCCCGGACACCCAAGGGUUUGGUAAAUAUGAGGCAAUGACCGUGCGGAUGCCGAACCAGCAUCUGCUUGCUACACACGCGGAUAAAAUUGGCGUCUCAGCUGACAACGCUCCCGCCUUGUUCCUGCAGGUUGAUCCGGAGAAAUGGCCCAAUGUGAAUGAGGCAUGGGCUAAACUACGGGACAAGUACAAUCUUGAUCAAGGUGGAUGGGACAAGGCCACGUGGGAUUUCCUCAGUUUUGUACUGGGAGGGGACUGGAGCUGUAUUGCAACAAUGAGUAAGGCGCGGCGGUUGGGAUGGGAUGGUCAUGCUGAUACUUGGGAAGAGCUGGAGCAUACCUUCAGGGUUCUUGAGGAGGCGGGUAUUUUGCCUCCAGUGGACAAGCUCAGAGCAGAGUUUUAG
Messenger RNA from Aspergillus novofumigatus IBT 16806, 405 nucleotides. RefSeq lists its product as uncharacterized. The transcript has a single exon. NCBI's taxonomy places the organism in Eukaryota, Fungi, Ascomycota, Eurotiomycetes, Eurotiales, Aspergillaceae. The annotation marks the transcript as partial. The record is from RefSeq and is a predicted model, not a curated record.